This is a messenger RNA of Paramuricea clavata, 300 nucleotides long. The record is from the annotation of a GenBank genome assembly. NCBI's taxonomy places the organism in Eukaryota, Metazoa, Cnidaria, Anthozoa, Malacalcyonacea, Plexauridae.
AGAUGGGCAUUGCGCCUCCAGCAGUAUAACUACACGGUCAAGUAUCGUCCAGGCACAGGGAAUCCGGCAGAUUUCCUUUCGCGGGCACCAAUUAACGAGCCCUCGGGACAGUCUAUUGACGAAGAAUAUAUUAACUUUAUAACAGAGCAAUCCAUUCCCAGAACAAUUACCUUGUCAGAGGUGCAAGAAGCCACAAAGAACGAUAAAGAACUGCAGUCAGUUGGACGAGCACUUCAGUUUGGCAACUGGAAAGACAAAUCCAUAUCAGCUUAUUUUGCAGUACGGCAUGAAAUAACAUCA